UCAAACAUUAUUAAGUCGAAAUUUUCGUGAUUCUUCCCCACGUCUUUCUGUCUGCUGAGUUUCGGAUUUCUUGCUUUGUAUUUUGUGCGCGAAUCAGCUUUUUUUUCCUGAUGUGUAUUCUGUAUCUUUCUUUUGAGCAAUCUUAAAUCAACCAAAAACCGGAAACAUCCUAUCAACACUGAUUGGGCCAGUCGAGAGGUGUUCGCUCUUCUCACAUUGCGUUGCAGUGAAUUUGUGUCAUCCACAUUGCUGUUCCCAUUCCGUCCAAGGUUUCGAUGACCUGAUAGCGGAUAGAUGGUGCCGAGGAUUAUGCGAGUGGCUAGAAAUGCUGCAAACGCUGGCCCUGCGAUGGUUCCGUCGAUACAAGGUUUUCUUCCUGAUUGGACUGCUGAUUGUCGGAGCGCAGGUUUUUCUUGCGUAUAAAUUGUUGAAAAUUCCCGUCUCCGGAAACGACAGCACCGAGGAACGUGAUCUCAGCAAGCGUUUGUACGAGAAGUAUGUCAAAAAGGUGAUUGGGUCCAAUUUAUCCGCGGACGAUGAGGACCCGGCGGGUCCCUUAAGAGAUCAGCAGCAGCAGCAUCGAGCGGUUGAUGGUCACGCUAAGGAACCGGAAUCUCGGAAAGAGCCCGGGCGGACGUAUUUGAACCUGAACGAUUUGAGCUUCGUGCCACCGUGUGAAAUUCUCAGCAAGGAAACAAUUUCGGCGAUCCAUCGCGCCAAAAGUCAAUCCUGUAAGAAGCAAAUUGUCGACAUUGCCUGUGCGAUCCGGGCGGGUACGUUCUAUCCCAAGAGACUACCGAAUUUCUGCCCCAACGAAGAUUACGUGCCGAACCGAGCGUUGGGAUGCUUUCAGGAUGAGAAAAAUUUUCGCAUUCUAUCCGGCUACUAUACCAACUUCAAAAGUAACAAUUCUCCGAAGCGAUGCAUUCAACUCUGUCUGCAGUCGGGCUUUCAGUACGCCGGUGUGCAAUAUUCUACCGAAUGUUUCUGUGGUAAUGAAGAACCAAAGGCUUCGGCAAAAUUGCCCGAUUCUAGCUGUAAUAUGAAAUGUUCCGGUGAUCCGAGACAAGCCUGCGGGGGUUAUUUCACCACCAAUGUUUACGAAACAGGAAUUGCUAAGUUCAGUGCCCAAACAACGGAGAUAAUACCAAAAGCUGGAGAAGAGCCGACGCGGAUUGCAUUCCUGCUGACCUUGAACGGAAGAGCUUUACGACAAGUUUAUCGACUACUGAAGGCAUUGUACAGUCCUAGGCACUAUUAUUUCAUACACGUUGAUUCGCGUCAAGAAUAUCUUUACCGAGAGCUGCUGAAGCUGGAAAGUAACUUUCCAAACAUUCGCUUGUCGCGCCACCGGUGGUCCACUAUUUGGGGUGGUGCGUCUCUGCUGCAGAUGUUGCUGUCAUCCAUGGAAUACCUGCUGGUGGAAACACCCACCUGGAAGUGGGACUUUGUGUUGAAUCUAAGUGAAAGUGACUUUCCCGUUAAGACACUGGAUAAAUUGGUACGGUUUUUGAGUGCAAAUCAAGGAAAAAACUUUGUGCGAAGUCACGGACGGGAAGUUCAGCGGUUCAUUCAGAAGCAAGGACUGGACCGAACGUUUGUGGAGUGUGAUAAUCACAUGUGGAGAAUUGGGGAUCGGGUUUUGCCGUCCGGGGUACAAAUCGACGGUGGAAGCGAUUGGAUUUGCCUGUCACGAAGUUUCGCAAAGUACGUAACGGAAGGACGGACCAACAGUAAUGAGCUGAUCGAGGGAUUGCUGGUGAUUUUCAAACAAACAAUUCUACCGGCGGAAUCCUUUUUUCAUACUGUGCUGCGGAAUUCCGAGUUUUGCAACAGUUAUGUGGACAAUAAUUUACACGUGACCAACUGGAAACGGCGGUUGGGUUGCAAGUGUCAGUACAAACAGAUAGUGGACUGGUGCGGGUGCAGUCCGAAUGAUUUUAAACCGGAAGAUUGGACCAAGUUGCAGGGAACGGAACCGAAGCAGUUCUACUUUGCACGAAAAUUCGAACCGAUCAUUAAUCAGGAAGUUAUUUUGCAACUCGAAGAAUGGGUCCACGGACCGUACCCGGCGGACUAUCCGAAUCUUCACUCGUACUGGCAAAACUUUUACCAUUAUGAAGAUCAAGCUGGAUCGCCGGAUGGGGCCACCUUGAACGUGGCUCAGAGCAUCCUACGGAUAACGGCCAAUGCCCGGAUGAAUCAAUUUCAGGAACCAUUUCGGAUACGAGAGCUUAACCAUUACCUGGAUCACGACAAUUAUCGAGGAUUUUUGAUUCUCUACGAGGCCACCAUCGGCAGUCAACGGGUUCUGCUGGAGACGCGAGUUCAGCCGAACAAUUCGGCGCAAGUGUCAAAAUCGGCUCCCCUCGGGCGACGUCUUACGAAACUCGAAGUGAGCACCGAUUUCGACCAGAAAGAACAACUGUCUCGCAACUUCCAGCGAAUCAUCGGAAGUCAGAACGAACUGGUACUGAUCUUCCGACUGGCUGCACUACGGACCGAAAAGAACACGACCAGCCACACGCUGGCAGUUUUGUGGAUCGAUCCUCGCGGAGAACUGGCCGACAGUGCCGAGCUAGUCAUUGAAGAUAGUCCUUCUGGACCGCCGGAGAAUUUAGUUCAUUUUAGCAAGGCUGUCAACCUGCGACAACCGCUGCCCCCGGGUAUAUGGACAGCGAAGUUGGUCCACAAGAAAGCACUGCUCGGAAUUACCCGCUUUCUGGUGAGUGACAGCGCGUCAAUCGCCAACACCAAUCAGACUACCAAAGAACAGGAACAGGCAAAGCUGGACACAUUGGUGUCGCAAUUUUUUACCAUUAAACAGACCUGCUGGGUGGGGAAGGAUGGAAUCGUACCGCCAAGUAUUUCAACAAACGAACAAACGCAACCAUUGGAAGAGUGCAGCAGAACCAGUUGGAGCAGUUUGGCACCGGAUCCAAAGAGUGACAUCAACACGGCUACCGAGAAAUAUCCCGAUGGGAUGGAGUUUUUAUAAGUUGAUAACCGACCCGAGUGUUGUGUAGUUUUAGCGAUGGUAAGAGGUAUUGUUUUGUUUUGAAAUUU
This is a messenger RNA of Malaya genurostris, 3066 nucleotides long. It is a transcript of the gene oxt, whose product is annotated as xylosyltransferase oxt. Gene Ontology annotation, biological process: heparan sulfate proteoglycan biosynthetic process; chondroitin sulfate proteoglycan biosynthetic process. Bases 326 to 2998 code for a protein of 890 amino acids. Gene Ontology annotation, cellular component: membrane. NCBI's taxonomy places the organism in Eukaryota, Metazoa, Arthropoda, Insecta, Diptera, Culicidae. The transcript is spliced from 4 exons. The record is from RefSeq and is a predicted model, not a curated record. Gene Ontology annotation, molecular function: protein xylosyltransferase activity.